Messenger RNA from Strigops habroptila (Kakapo), 4248 nucleotides. It is a transcript of the gene RBM39, whose product is annotated as RNA binding motif protein 39. The transcript has 13 exons. Gene Ontology annotation, molecular function: RNA binding. The record is from RefSeq and is a predicted model, not a curated record. NCBI's taxonomy places the organism in Eukaryota, Metazoa, Chordata, Aves, Psittaciformes, Psittacidae. Gene Ontology annotation, biological process: mRNA processing. The coding region runs from base 332 to 1657 and encodes 441 amino acids. Gene Ontology annotation, cellular component: nucleus.
CGGGCGCUGGGCGGCCCCGUGCCGAGCGCCGAGCUGCGAGUAGCGAGUGGCGGCGGGCGCCAUUUCGGGGAGCAGUCGCCGGUGCCAGAGCCGGGGCCCAGCCCGGGUCCGGGGACCGCCCGCCACGGUCGCGCUGCCCCUCGCCGCCUGCCGCUCUCGGGCUAGCCGAGCGGCGCCGUCCAUCUCACAUUCAGACGCUUGGAGAGGGCUCCUGAGCCCUCGGGCCCAUCCCCCAUCGCUAGCGCAGCCGGCGCCGCAACCGGGAGCCGUCGCCGGACCUCGGGCACCCGAACGAGGACAGCACCCGCCCACGGCGCAGGUAUCCUGAAAAAUGGCUGAUGAUAUUGAUAUUGAAGCAAUGCUUGAAGCUCCUUACAAGAAGGAUGAGAACAAAUUGAGCAGUGCCAAUGGCCACGAAGAACGCAGCAAGAAGAGAAAAAAGAGCAAGAGCCGAAGUCGAAGCCAUGACAGGAAGAGGAGCAGAAGCAAGGAACGGAAACGGAGCCGAGAUCGGGAAAGGAAAAAGAGCAGAAGCCGGGAAAGAAAACGGAGCAGAAGCAAAGAACGCAGACGCAGCCGUUCCAGGAGUAGAGAUCGCAGAUUCAGAGGCCGCUAUAGAAGUCCCUAUUCUGGUCCAAAAUUCAACAGUGCCAUCAGAGGGAAGAUUGGUCUGCCUCACAGCAUCAAAUUAAGCAGACGGCGCUCCAGAAGCAAAAGUCCCUUCAGAAAAGACAAGAGCCCUGUUAGAGAACCUAUUGAUAAUCUUACCCCUGAGGAGAGGGAUGCUCGCACAGUAUUCUGCAUGCAGCUGGCUGCAAGAAUUCGACCGAGAGACCUGGAAGAAUUUUUCUCUACAGUAGGGAAGGUUCGGGAUGUGCGAAUGAUUUCAGAUAGGAAUUCCAGGCGUUCAAAGGGAAUUGCUUAUGUUGAAUUCGUUGAUGUUAGUUCAGUGCCACUGGCAAUAGGACUAACUGGACAGAGAGUCUUGGGUGUACCAAUCAUAGUACAAGCAUCACAGGCAGAGAAAAACAGAGCAGCAGCAAUGGCAAACAAUCUGCAGAAGGGCAGUGCUGGUCCUAUGAGGCUCUAUGUGGGGUCAUUACACUUCAACAUAACUGAAGAUAUGCUGCGAGGAAUUUUUGAGCCAUUUGGCAGGAUUGAAAGCAUUCAGCUGAUGAUGGACAGUGAAACUGGACGCUCAAAAGGAUAUGGAUUUAUUACGUUCUCAGACUCUGAGUGUGCCAAAAAGGCCUUGGAACAACUCAAUGGAUUUGAGCUUGCUGGUAGGCCAAUGAAAGUUGGACACGUAACUGAGCGCACUGAUGCCUCCAGUGCCAGUUCAUUUUUGGACAGUGAUGAGUUGGAACGGACUGGAAUUGACUUGGGAACAACUGGUCGCCUUCAGUUGAUGGCAAGACUUGCAGAAGGUACUGGUUUGCAGAUUCCCCCAGCUGCACAGCAGGCACUGCAGAUGAGUGGGUCUCUGGCAUUUGGAGCUGUGGCAGAGAAAAUUACUACCAGGAAUUAUGUCAUUGUGGGAGACUUUAACUUCCCUGAUACAGAUUGGAGAAGAAUUGCUAGUAAUAAUGGUGGGGCCCAGAUAUUCCUGGAUGUGAUAUCCGACAAAUUUCUUCAUCAAACACUCACUGACUCAUGAAGAGGGGAUGCUAUUUUAAACUCAAUUUGGUAAGUAAUGAAGAUGUUAUGGAUGAGAAUAGAAAUGACCAUUGACUUGAGGGAUCAUGAGUUGCUCAAGUUUAAAUGGAAGGAUAAGCAGGUCUGUAAGGCUUCUGAUUUCUAAAGUGGUGGUUGAAGAAACGAGGCCAUAGAGUCAUCUGGUCUAAGCAACUUGGGUGUUUGAACAGUGAGGAUGUAAAAGGUUUCUUCAGUUCCAAAUUGCUAAUGCUAUAUUGGAUCUGUAUUCCACAGAAAGAAGAAACAGUCCUGUUAGAAAUGGGCUCCACACCGAACUGGGUGAUUAACUGCCUCAAAAGAAAUAAGGAAUAAGCUCAGAGCCUAUGAAGAAGAGGAAAAAGGACUGAUAAUAAACCCGUAUUUUUAGUUUGGGAAAUAGUAAAAAUGAGAAUUAUCUACUAAGUCAGUUUGAAUUAGGCCUUGUGAAAGACAUGAAAGCAUAGAUGAAGUUUUCCCAACUCCUGAAGAGAACAAAAAGGAAGCAGGGGUGAGGUUGUCUGAAAAAAUACUCCCAAGGUGUUCCAAAAGAGUCUCAUUGCCUCAGUUUGUAGUGGGGACACUGGUGAUUAAAGUUUGGAAUUUGAGGAUGGUAAGCUAGGAACAUGAAAAAAAAAAUCAUUCACAGGGUAGAAGCAAAGCUGAAAGUAAGAUCCGAAUGUAGAAAGAAAACUCCCAGCAAGUUAGUGAGGGAAUAGGUACAUGAAAUAUGAGGUUCGAUAUCUGGUAUUGAUAUAGCUGUAACAUCUAAAUUACUUACACUUAAAAGGAAGGAAGAACACCACAUCCUGGCCAGUUUCCAGUCCUGUUACAGUCCUGUUACUCCUGUUACUUCACUUCUCUCCUUCAAAAGCCAUGCUAAAGAUGGGUAAACUGGAGAAUAUUAUUAAAGCCCAGCAUACUUCAGAUAAACUGCAUUUAAAGAUUCAGAGUCUUUGAUAAAACCGACUUUCCUGCACAAGGAGCAGUGGUAGAGCUCUUCUCCCUGAACUUCUGACUUGUAUCACUUAAAAGUUAUCAAACUUUAGAAGUGGGUAGUACAGGAAAUACAAGAUGUGUAAAAAAGCUGGCUCAAAGAAAGAGGAACUGUGUUUUUUGGAAGAUCAGAGGCUGUUGUUGAAGCCAAAAUUCAGGUGUUGGGCUGAUCUUGUUUUAAUAUUUACAUAAAUAACAAUAGUCAACAAGAGUAUGAGUGAGGUGAGUAAAUACAGAGGGGCUGUUGAUAAGGGAUUCUUGGGGUGUUGUACAUUGUUCACCUUUCAGGAUUGAAACAAAUUCUAGUUGUAUGGCCUGGGAGCUUAGCAGUGAAAGACAGCAAGGAGGAGGAAAUAGAUCCAGUUCAUCAGUGAGUGAAUAUGAACUGUCAGUGUGCUGCAUUUUUGGAAGGGCAGCUGUGUUCCUGGAAGUAGCACACCUGAGCAGCUGAGAUGUGAAAGUCCGCAUUGAUGAGCAGUUCUGGUCACCCAUGUUCAAGAGGGGUUGAAUCAAACUAAAGAACUAGUUUUCCAGGAGACCUGAAAACUUGGACGUUAUUCCAAUGGAGAAGAUUCCAGCAGGAAAAGGAAUUGAAGCUAAAGAGCUGUAGCUUGUACUUUCUGCUCUUCAGUAAACUCUGUCUGAAAAUCUGGAACUUAAAAUAACCAUGAGGCUAUAGAACAUUCUUCUCAAGCUUCAUGUCACAAAACAUUCCUUACUUUCGGGGAAGAAACUAUCUGUUCAUGAAAAAGAUGAGAUAGUGCCUGCAGUAGAGGGACAAAUAGGUGUUACCAUCCAUGACCUCUCUCUGAUCUGCUGUUCUGUUGUAACUAAUUACUUCAAAAACUGAGGAAUGCUUGGCAGGCUGUAGUUUAUUAAAACCUAGUUGUGCUUUGAGUAAAGAUGCAACUUCAUUUUGGUUUAAGACACAAAAUGCUUUCAUUGAUACUUCUCCUUUCUCUGUGCUAAGCAUGUACUUCUCAGUCAUGCUGAACAGAUUAUAUAUAGAGAACAUAGUGAAAAAGGUACUUUGAUCCUAACUUGACGGAUGUAUUAAUUUUAGUUUAUACAUACUAUAUAAAAGUGCAUGGAGGGAAGAUUAAGAGGUGACAGUGAAGAGUGACAAUGAGUUUCUAAAUUCCAAGUGAAUUUAGAAGUGAGAGGAUCAUUCUUCAAUCUUGAGCAACAAGAAAAUUCAGUUACUUGACUGAACAAGGUUUAGGUUCAUCUGAAACAUAUCAGACCUGUUCCUACAACAUCCUGGUAGCAGAUGUGUUUAGAUUUGACUCUAGGCUCUCCAUAGAGCUUGCACUGGUGAUCUCUGUAGAUUUGCCACAUUUGGUGCAGGCGUCCUGGAGCAUUUGGCUGUAGAGCCUUGGGCUGACUGACACUGAGUUCAGCUGUACAGGGUGUACAUGUGCAGUCGUGUCACAAUUGCAGAGGGGGAUGUCUCGGUCCUCAUCUAACCUGAGGGAUUGAGGAGAUUUGGGGGUUUAUUAAUGUUUUUAAAACACAUUUAUUUACAGAUAAGUUUAGGUAGUGAUUAACUAGGUGAAAUUAGUUACAGACCUGGCCAAAUCC